AUGUUAUCAUUUUUUAUAUUGUGUUUGGCUAGUGUUGUCAUUGCUCAACAACCACGUCCAUGCACAAGUCCUAGUCAAUGGGAAGCUAGCGUUCAUAGUUCUAAUCCAAAAUUAGAUGGUGAUCUUGUAGGUCAAUUGUCUUACGAUGCAAUAUAUCAACGAACACGUAUUCUUCAACAUGUCAAAGUUGGUACAACCGAAACUUACUACGAUAUAAUUACUUUUUAUGAUGCUAAACUUGUCUUUAUUGUGAAUAUGAAAAACGGAGAAUGUUCACGAUCUACCUUCGAUCAGCCGUGGAGUGAUUUUGGUAUUCAAUCAGAUGCCACAUCACUUGGAGAAGCGUAUAUAGGUUCAUCUACAAUACAUGAUGCUGGUCUUUUCGUUACGAUUUGGGGUGGCAAUCAGACAAUACCAUUGAAUGAAACUGCGCGUUACAUACAAACAUGGACUUUUGAAAAUUGUUUACCAGUUUCUAAUAUUUUGUUUGAACCUAGUGGAAAUCCGAAUGUCUUCAUUCCACCGGCACGAUGCUGGAAUGACAAGAAGUUUCCAAUACAAUACAAUCGUUUUGGUCCACGAAUGAAUUAA
Messenger RNA from Adineta steineri, 591 nucleotides. The record is from the annotation of a GenBank genome assembly. NCBI's taxonomy places the organism in Eukaryota, Metazoa, Rotifera, Eurotatoria, Adinetida, Adinetidae.